Messenger RNA from Carya illinoinensis, 2049 nucleotides. RefSeq lists its product as uncharacterized. The record is from RefSeq and is a predicted model, not a curated record. The coding region runs from base 203 to 1411 and encodes 402 amino acids. NCBI's taxonomy places the organism in Eukaryota, Viridiplantae, Streptophyta, Magnoliopsida, Fagales, Juglandaceae. The transcript has 4 exons.
UCAUCAGUAAAACAACCAGAGAAACUUCUUGCGGACCCCACCUCUCUCUCUCUGUCUCUCUGCCAUUUUGUUACUCCCCCAAAGUCUCUCAGAUCGCAACUCGAACCAUCAUAAAUCUCGGAAAAGCGUAGCUCAGUCUACCCCUUAUCAUUUCCCUGCCCAUGUCCUAUUAGUAUGCUCCGAUAAACAACCCUGGCGUUCGAUGAUACCCCCACACCGUUUGAGUUACCACCGGAAGCCUUCACCUCCGCCGGCGACGCCAUUCCCAAGAACCGGUGACUCUUCCUCCCCUACUCUUAAAAUACUGCCCGAACAUCCGGCCACCCUAAUCCUCCGCCGCUUUCUUUUCUUGGUCGCCGUCUCCCUCUCCUGCGUGAUUCUCUUCCGAGCUUCAGACUCCGUCCGGUUCCUCCCUCGCUUCCAAUCUUCCACCUCCGGUUCGUCCUCCUCUUCUUUUCCAUUCAACUUCUCCUCUGCCUUCGGCGAUUCCCCUCUGGAGGCUGGUGACGGAUAUAGGCUUGAAAAGGUUUUGAAGGAUGCUGCCAUGGAAGACAGCACUGUCAUUAUAACAGCUAUAAAUGAAGCGUGGGCAGCUCCAAAUUCAGUGGUUGAUCUCUUUCUUGAGAGCUUUAGAAUUGGAGAUCACACCCGUAGACUUUUGAACCAUUUGGUGAUUAUUGGCUUGGAUCAAAAGGCAUUUGCGCGUUGUCUCGUAAUACAUACGCACUGCUUUUCUCUUGUCAGUGAUGGAGUUGAUUUUCGUCAUGAGGCGUACUUUAUGACCCCUGAUUACUUGAAGAUGAUGUGGAAAAGGAUUGAUUUCCUGCGCUCUGUUCUUGAGAUGGGAUACAAUUUUGUUUUCACGGAUGCUGAUGUCAUGUGGUUCAGAGAUCCAUUUCCUCAGUUUUAUUUGGAUGCGGAUUUCCAAAUAGCCUGUGACAUUUUCUUAGGGAGCUCUGAUGAUGUGCUUAACAGACCCAACGGAGGUUUUAACUAUGUGAAGUCAAAUAAUCGCUCAGUAGAGUUCUACAAAUUCUGGUACUCUUCGCAUGAAACAUUUCCUGGAUACCAUGAUCAGGAUGUCCUCAAUAUCAUCAAGUCUCACCCCUUCAUCCUAGAUAUUGGACUAAAGAUGAAAUUCUUGGACACUGCAUAUUUUGGUGGGCUUUGCGAACCUAGCAAAGAUUUGAAUGAAGUUUGUACAAUGCACGCAAAUUGUUGUUUUGGCCUAGACAACAAGCUCCAUGAUCUAAGGAUUAUGCUCCAGGAUUGGAAGCAUUUUAUGUCUUUGCCACCAAGUUUGAAGAGAUUGUCAAAUUUUUCCUGGAGUGUUCCCCAGAAUUGCAGUCUCAGUUCUCUCCAUCAUUAUGAUUCCCCGAAGAAGGACAUUGAAGAGGGAGGGCAGGAUUGACAUGAAUUGUAUAUGGUUUGCAUAGUAGAUUUUCCUUGCAUGUGAAUUUUUGGACAUGUUUGCUCUCAAUCUAUCUCAGCGGUGCUCACAUGUAUGAAUGAGGCGAUGCUGAUGUAACUUGCAUGUUCCCCAAACUCCAAUAAAGAGGAAAUUGUGGAAAGGGUGAAUACGGCAACUGAAGGUAGUGGAUGUAAGGAGCUCACUGGUGAAGAAGAUCAGGAAUGAGCUCUGUCGAGAAGGCUUGUAUCUGUGGGAAAGGAAAGGAAAGAAGGUGAAACGCACAGUUUAAAGACACUAAAUCGCACCGUUUGAAGCAAGAAAGGGAACACACCGUUUCGGGAAAAAGCAUCUAAAAGGCUGAAGUUAUUUGUCGUUUAUGUAAUAGAAUUAGCUUGUCGUUCUGCAUUUUUGUCUUGUCGUUUACAACUGCUUUCAAUUAGGUUGUUUUGCUUUCUGUUAUUUUACUUUUCACGCAUCCCACAACCAUUUGGUCAGAGAAUCAUGGCUACGUCCAUAUGUACACCCGGAGGCGUUUGUAAGAACCAUUUUGAAAACUCUAAAGAUUGUUGUCAUUUUGUGGAGGUUGAGGGACCCUCGAAGUACCCAAGUAGCAAUUGAAAUUAUCAUUGCUUUUAUCA